Arabidopsis thaliana (thale cress) is the source of this 793-nucleotide messenger RNA. RefSeq lists its product as uncharacterized. Gene Ontology annotation, cellular component: mitochondrial inner membrane. The transcript has 5 exons. The record is from RefSeq and is marked reviewed. Gene Ontology annotation, biological process: pyruvate import into mitochondria. The coding region runs from base 239 to 568 and encodes 109 amino acids. NCBI's taxonomy places the organism in Eukaryota, Viridiplantae, Streptophyta, Magnoliopsida, Brassicales, Brassicaceae.
CAAGAACAAAAAAAAAUAUAUUAAGAUGAACAAACAAAAAAACACUUAAAAGAGGAAAGAUCUGGCCACUACAACACUACACGAUAGUACGAUCGAUGAAUAUAAUCGGAAAGAUUUGAGUGGCUCAAUUACAUAUUGCUUAUACGACGUCGUUUUGAGUAGCAUCAUUUCGUUAAUAUUUAUGUAGGAGACUGAAACAAGACAGAGAAAAGAGAAUCUCCGAGGAAAACAAAAGUUGAUGGCGACGUCUAAGCUUCAAGCUCUCUGGAAUCACCCGGCAGGACCAAAGACAAUUCAUUUCUGGGCUCCAACAUUUAAGUGGGGUAUAAGCAUUGCUAACAUUGCAGAUUUCCAGAAACCUCCAGAAAAUAUUUCGUACCUUCAGCAAAUUGCUGUGACAUGCACUGGAAUGAUUUGGUGUCGUUGCAGCACUAUAAUUACUCCUAAAAACUGGAACCUGUUUAGUGUUAAUGUUGCUAUGGCAGCUACAGGGAUAUACCAACUUACUCGCAAAAUAAAGUAUGAUUAUGUAUCUGAAGCAGAGGCUGCUGUUGAAAUUGAAGGAUGAUGAUGAUGAAAAAGAUGAAACAUUUGACAUGUGAAAAUGUUCGUUCAUUAGUACUGUCUUGUUAAUGGACCUCUAGUAGCAUAUGCCAAUGUUUGGAUUUUUGUUAGAUAGUGAAUGGUACGUUACAUGCUUGCUAAAGAUUUUUAUAUUAUUUGGGACAAGAUUGAUAGUUGAGUUUAUGUAAGAUUAAUCAGUAAUUAGAUCAAAAUAAUAACUCUAUAUCUC